AUGGCCGAUUCAUUCAAGAGCCUCAAGCGAUCGAGCGCCGAGAGAGAGGCAUCCCAGGACUCGAAGCGGGUGAAGACGAACGGUGACAGCGAAACGAAGAUGGGCUCGAAACCGAACCCGUACCUAGCGCAUCUCAAUGAUGACGCCGCUUCGCCUCUUGAUGACCUCGAGCGCCACAAGACGACAGCAUUUCAGGCUUCGAAAGCCGAAGACUCGGACAACAACCCGUGGACCGGCCACCCGCACUCUCAACAAUACUUCAAGAUCCUCAAGACCCGCCGCGACCUCCCGGUACACAAACAGCGCCAGGAGUUCCUCGACAUGUACCACAGUACCCAGAUCCUCGUUUUCGUCGGUGAGACCGGUUCCGGUAAAACGACCCAGAUUCCACAAUACGUUCUCUACGACGAGCUGCCGCACCUCACUGGGAAACUCAUCGCUUGUACACAGCCGAGACGAGUGGCCGCCAUGUCCGUGGCUCAGCGUGUUUCCGAUGAGCUUGACGUGAAGCUGGGCGAGGAGGUCGGUUACAGUAUUCGUUUUGAGAAUCGUACUGGUCCCAAGACGCUGCUGAAGUACAUGACGGAUGGUCAGCUGCUGCGUGAAGCGAUGCACGACCACGACAUGUCGCGUUACAGCUGCAUCAUUCUCGACGAAGCCCAUGAGCGUACCCUCGCGACCGAUAUCUUGAUGGCCUUGCUCAAGCAAAUCGCCGAGAGGAGGAAAGACCUGAAGAUUAUUGUCAUGUCUGCCACCCUCGAUGCUCAGAAAUUCCAGAGCUACUUCUUCAACGCGCCUCUGCUCGCGGUGCCUGGUCGGACACACCCCGUCGAGAUCUUUUACACUCCCGAGCCGGAGAGGGACUACGUCGAGGCGGCUGUGAGGACGGUGCUACAGAUUCAUGCCAGCGAGCCGGAGGGUGACGUUUUGCUCUUCUUGACUGGCGAGGAGGAGAUCGAGGAUGCCUGCCGCCGUAUCAGCUUGGAGGUGGAUGAUAUGAUCCGAGAGUCGGACGCGGGGCCAAUGUCUGUUUACCCUCUCUAUGGUACUUUGCCGCCGCACCAGCAGCAGCGAAUUUUCGACAAGGCCCCUGACGCACACCGUAAGGGUGGCCGCCCGGGCCGGAAAUGCAUCGUCGCAACAAACAUUGCUGAGACGUCUUUGACAAUCGACGGCAUUGUCUACGUUGUGGACCCCGGCUUCGGCAAGCAGAAGAUCUACAACCCUCGUACCAGAGUAGAGUCGCUGCUCGUUUCACCGAUCUCCAAGGCGUCAGCACAACAACGUGCCGGUCGUGCCGGUCGUACCCGGCCCGGUAAAUGCUUCCGCCUAUACACGGAGGCCGCCUUCAAGAAGGAGCUUAUCGAACAGACAUACCCCGAGAUCCUGCGGUCCAACCUUGCCAACACCGUCCUUGAGCUAAAGAAACUGGGUGUCGAGGACCUGGUCCACUUUGACUUGAUGGACCCCCCAGCCCCCGAGACCAUGAUGCGCGCCCUCGAGGAACUCAACUACCUCGCUUGCUUGGAUGAUGACGGCGAAUUGACGACUCUAGGCGGCAUGGCGUCCGAGUUUCCGCUCGACCCAGCCUUGGCCGUUAUGCUCAUUUCUUCCCCCGAGUUCUACUGCUCGAACGAGAUCCUCUCUAUCACCUCGCUUCUCUCCGUCCCGCAAAUAUGGGUUCGACCCAACAACGCACGUAAGCGUGCCGACGAGAUGAAGCAGCAAUUUGCCCACCCCGACGGCGAUCACCUUACCCUGCUCAACGCCUACCAUGCAUACAAGGGUGCUGAGCAGGCCGGCGAGGACGUGAAGAAAUGGUGCCACGAACACUUCUUAUCCUUCCGGCAUCUCUCGACCGCCGAUGACGUGCGGUCGCAGCUCAAGCGCACGAUGGAGACCCACGGGAUCGAGUUUAUCAGCACACCAUUCCACGACAAGGACUAUUACACCAACAUUCGGCGGGCCCUACUCGCGGGGUUCUUCAUGCAGGUGGCCAUGCGUGAGAGCUCCAACUCCAAGGUGUACAAGACGGUCAAGGACGACCAGCUAGUCAUGAUUCAUCCGGGCACUGUCGUCACCAGUCCCUAUGACUGGGUCGUGUACAACGAGUUUGUGCUUACGACCAAGCAGUACGUGCGAACUGUGACCAAUGUCCGGCCCGAAUGGCUCAUUGAAAUCGCACCCAAUUACUACGACGUCGAGACUUUUGAAAAGGGCGAGAUCAAGUCUGCGCUCACUCGCGUAACAGAAAAGAUCCGCCGCCGUCAGGCUAUGAAAGGCGGUCGUUGA
Molecule: messenger RNA, 2292 nt
Organism: Dichotomopilus funicola
Lineage: Eukaryota; Fungi; Ascomycota; Sordariomycetes; Sordariales; Chaetomiaceae
Product: P-loop containing nucleoside triphosphate hydrolase protein
Exons: 2
Coding region: 1-2292 (763 amino acids)
Cellular component (GO): intracellular anatomical structure; spliceosomal complex
Molecular function (GO): ATP binding; RNA binding; RNA helicase activity
Source: RefSeq, a predicted model, not a curated record